This is a messenger RNA of Octopus sinensis (East Asian common octopus), 2126 nucleotides long. Its product is annotated as protein phosphatase 1K, mitochondrial. The transcript is spliced from 4 exons. Gene Ontology annotation, molecular function: protein serine/threonine phosphatase activity; cation binding. Lineage: Eukaryota; Metazoa; Mollusca; Cephalopoda; Octopoda; Octopodidae. The record is from RefSeq and is a predicted model, not a curated record. Bases 296 to 1411 code for a protein of 371 amino acids. Gene Ontology annotation, biological process: protein dephosphorylation.
UAACCUCCCUUACAGGAGAAGGUCUCUGAGUGACGUUUCAUAAAUCUCAUUAGUCGUUUACUGGAAUUCUCAUAGUGUUGUUUGGUAUUUUUGUGGCUCUAAGAAAUUAAUUCGUUGGUUACAAACAAGAAAACCAAUUUAAUCUGUACACCACGUCACGAUCUUCCUUGACUACACCGUCACUACACAAAGAAAACUGAAGACAGAGAAAAAGGUUGUACUUGUAAACUAUCUACAUUUCCCUCUAAGCUGCUGAUUCAAGAAGAAAUUAUUACUGCUAUUUGAAACUUCUUGGAUGCUUAUCUCAAGACAACCUGCUCAACUAGCCUCUUUGAUCAAGGCUCAAUGGCUUUUAAUUUCUCAGAAGCCAACUGUAACUCAAUUAAAACAGAAAUUCUACCACACUUCUUCAAAAAACUAUAGGUUUCUAUCUGAUCCUGAGAACAAAGGUAGUCGACAAGCUGGAAUUAACUUUGACACCCUUGGCUGUUGGAAUAGUCGUCUUGAGUUACCAAUUCACUAUGAAGAAAGUAUUGAACGAGGCAAGAUUAUUCCCAAAAUUCCAUUGACAGAAAUUGGAAGUGCUACACUGUUAGGACGGCGUAAAGUUAAUGAAGAUCGCUAUGCUGUUGAAGAACUUUCUCCCAAUCUUCUCUAUUUUGGAAUGUUUGACGGACAUGCGGGUACAGAAGCUGUUGAUUUUGUCAAUCAAAAGAUGAAGAAGAGCAUUUUGUUUUGGUUGAACCAAACUGAUGAUCUGGAAGAAGUUAUUAAGCAAUCAUUUAUAGAUGUCAACAACCAACUUGCCCGUUAUUUACUUUUCUCACGUUCUUCCAAUUUCCAUUGUGGGACAACAGCUACUGUAUGUUUACUGAAAAACAGUGUUGGAUUGGUGAUAGGACAUGUUGGCGACAGUUGUGCUAUUCUUUGCCGACAGGGAAAAGCAGUUCGUCUGACUCAAGACCAUGAUCCUGAAGUUGAGGAAGAAGCUUCUCGCAUCAAAAAAUGUGGCGGUUUCAUUUCUUUGAACAGUUUAGGACGAUCACAUGUCAAUGGCCGUUUAGCCAUGACAAGGAGUAUUGGUGAUUUGGAUCUGAAACCAUAUGGAGUUACUGCUAAACCUGAUAUUCUUACAAUGGAGGUUAAACACUCAAAAGAUGCUUUCUUGGUACUGGCAUCAGAUGGGCUCACAUUUGUGCUUGCAGACCAAGAAAUUGUGGAUGCAGUCAGUAAGUGUGACAUUCCUAAGGAAGCUGCUCAUUUGGUGACAGACCAAGCCAUGCAGUUUGGCUCUGAAGAUAAUACAACAGCUCUCAUCAUUCCAUUUGGUGCUUGGGGCAAGUAUCAAGCUGCCGACACUUCUAACCAGAACAGUUUUGGACGACAGUUAUUAGGUGUUCGAUAUUGCUGAAGGUAAAAAGAAAAAAAAAAGAAGAGAGAAAAAGAAAAAGAAACAAAGACAAAACAGAUUCCAAAAUCUUCCUUCAGAAUCUUGCCCUACCUCUUUGCUGUGCUUCACCUCCCUGUAGUCAAUCCUUUACAGAAAUGCUGCAUUACACAUAAUAAUGUAAUAUCAGAUUCAGCCAUGAACACACUAGCUUACUGUACUAGGUUUGCACUUGUACUUUUAGUAUACUGUGAUAUGUAAUUUGGCAUUAGUACUAAAAAUAUUAACAGCUAAAUUUUACGUGGUGACAGCUCAUGAGAAUCCAUUUGUUAAACUGCCACUAGGAAAUUAUUUAAGGAAGUGUCUGCUAUAAAUUUCUGCUUUACUGUUUUCUUGUCCUACACCUUAGCCACUAAGUAACAUCACUGAUCUAUGAUAGCAACAACAGCCAACAGCAAUAAUUACUGUAAUAAAAUCUGAUUACUUCCAGUCUGUAAUCGCUUCCUUUUGUUGAUGGGAAUCCAGUUGUAUGCUUGCAGGAUGCAGUAAUGAGAUAAGACAAGCAAAGAGCCAUUGUGAUGGUUUGUUAUGCAAGAGCAAUGAUAAAGUAAUGCAGUUUUGUUUUGGAAAAUGGAGGUGCUAGUCUUUUGGUGCCAGUACCAUUUAGUUGAUGGUUAUACAAUCAUGGAAUAAUGGAGUAAUCAAUACAAAGUUUAAUAAAAAAUAUUAAUCUAUUAUU